AUGCUUUUCGAUGUACUAUUGAACGGCCGUGUCGAGUACAGCGUGAAGUUUUUUGGUGUCCAAGAAGUCAAAGAACCCAAAGGUACAAAGGCAAUUCGUGACGCCAUACAUGCAAUACAGUUUCAAAAUGGGGUAAAACGAUUUGAAUCGACACAAUCCGGAGUUAAACUUCAAAAAGUUGACAUACAGAUCAAUGUAGAAGGGGUCGUGAUAGUCGACUAUAAAUCUAAAGCGAUUCUUCAUCGUUAUCCUCUUCAGAAGAUAUCUUUUUGUGCCGACGACAAGCAGGACAAACGCAUUUUCUCUUUCAUUGCGAAAUCACAAUCAGAUCCGGAGAAACACGAAUGCUUUGUAUUUCUUAGUGAUAAGAUGGCUGAACAAAUCACAUUGACUGUAGGGGAGGCGUUUGAUUUGGCGUAUAAGAGAUAUUUGGAUAAAAACAGGACUUCGUUGGAGAACCAAAAACAGGUGUUCGUAUUACGAAAAAGGAUAGCGGAAUUAGAGGCCGAAAAUCAAGUGCUCAGUCAGCGGCUAGCUGAGGCAAUUAGGGCAAACAAAACUCCGCAGUUAUCGCUACUCGAUACACCAGCAUUGCCAUCAACUCCGAUGCCUUCUGGUCCACCACCUGGAUUGACGCAAAAUACGACGUAUUCUACGCCUCAUAACACACAUGUGCUAUCGAACGAUCCUUUCACUGGUCUUGUCACGGCUCCAUCCGAGUUCCCUCCAACUGUUAACACUGCAGCUCAACUAAAUGGCCACAAUACUCCACAAACACUUGGUUACUCUCCUUCUGGACCCGCUCCAUCCCUUGCUCCACCUCCAUGCCCUGUUCCCACAUUAGCUCCACCUCCACCUGUGGCUCCUCGUCGGAAUCCACCUGCACGUGCAAAUACAGUACCUGUUCCAGAGGUUGGUCGACGACUUCAGAACCUACAGCUGGACCAAAUGGAAGAUGUCUUUGAUGAUAAUUUCGAUCCUCGUGCGGAUAGCAAGUCAAAGGAGAACAAGGAGUACGAUCCAUUUGGCGACGAUUUCCUUGAUAACGUUCUUCGACUUGGUGAUGAAGCAGGCCGCUCAACAAUGGCUCAACUUGAUGCUGCACAACCGACAGCAGCAGACUUCCAAAAGAUGAUCGACAAAGUUGAUAAAAGACUCGCCGAGAUGUCGACGGGCUUCUCUGGAGGGCAUCUAGAAAUGGGCCAAGUUUCUCCUGGUGAAUCGUUGGGUGAUUUGGAGGAGAACGAAUAUGGAACCCCAUCGGACAAGGUGAACAGUGUUGUAAUGACGGGUAAAAAAGCAUAG
Molecule: messenger RNA, 1305 nt
Organism: Haemonchus placei
Lineage: Eukaryota; Metazoa; Nematoda; Chromadorea; Rhabditida; Trichostrongylidae
Source: the annotation of a GenBank genome assembly